Messenger RNA from Cydia strobilella, 2586 nucleotides. Its product is annotated as peroxidase-like. The record is from RefSeq and is a predicted model, not a curated record. Bases 285 to 2570 code for a protein of 761 amino acids. NCBI's taxonomy places the organism in Eukaryota, Metazoa, Arthropoda, Insecta, Lepidoptera, Tortricidae. Gene Ontology annotation, molecular function: heme binding; peroxidase activity. The transcript has 13 exons. Gene Ontology annotation, biological process: response to oxidative stress.
AUAAUCGAGAUACAUGCUGUUGAGCAAAUAUGGUGUAAAGGAUAUGAGGAAAUGCCCUAUCCCCUAACAAAUGGCUUACGAAACAUACGUGACUUGAUUACAACCUGUAAAUGGCACUAACUCAAUACGAAACCAUUACUUUAACUUGAUUACUGUAAACAUAAAGACAUCAGUCUAAAACACUGGCUUAAAACAAAAUUAAAAAAGUGACGUUCCAUUUUCGAAUCCAUUAGCGAUUAAAUGUGCGCGACCUAUUUUUUUUUAAACGAAGGAACUCGAUCGUUAUGCCAAACAUGAAUACGAAAAACCUUUUUGGUGAUUGCGGGUGUGUUUUUAUUAGUGUAAUUGCUUGUUUAGUGAUAAGUGGUGCGAAUGGGUGUUAUUACACAGGGUGGGGGCUGCUGGCGAACGACUGGUGCCCCGACCUGUGCCCCGUGUUAGACAAAAUUGGGUCGGAGUUUACGGAUUUGUUUAAAACUCAUUCUAUGAACGAACAAGGCCCAAUCACCUCCGAAAUGGUUGCCGAAUCCCUCCGCUGCGGCCGCGAACUCUCCCGCGCCUCAGCCCGCCGGGGCAACGAGUUAGUCAAGAACGGUAUAACCCUGGAAGCCUGCACGCCCUCGAUGCUGCAUUUCUUCACGGGCAAGCAGAACGCGGAGACGAAGGCUGCUGCUGAAUUGUCCCAUGAGAUCCUGACGGCUACCAAGUUGCUGCAGCUUAAAGUUUGCUCUUCCUCCAACGUCACCCCAAACACCUUCAUGGCCUUCCUGGAGCACCAAGUGAUCAGGAUCCACGACCCGCGCUACUGCAAGCCGGUCAAACUUAGCUGCACAGAUUCGAAAUACAGGACCAUAGACGGCACCUGCAACAACCUCAUGCGGCCAUAUUGGGGCAAGAAAGCUUCUCCAUUCACGAGGGUGGCCCCUCCGCGAUAUGCUGAUGGUAUCUACGCAAUGCCGGUGGCCAAGAGCGGCGCUCAACUGCCAAGUCCUCGGGUGUUGUCCACUCGGCUGUUCGCGGACUACGCGGUCAACAGUCGCGUGUUUUCCUUCAUGAAUAUGCAGUGGGGGCAGUUCAUUACGCAUGACUUGCUGAUACAUAGCUUGGAGAUGACUGACGAAGGCGGCAUCCAAUGCUGCGUCGGCGACGGCGUCGACGUGUUGUCCCCCGACUUGCAGAACGACAAGUGCAUACCCAUCUGCGUGCCUGACGACGACCCCUUCUACAGAAAUUAUGGGAUCCGGUGUCUCAACUUCGUGAGGAGUGUCACGACACCACGAGAGGACUGCAGGCUGGGACCUGCGGAGCAACUAAACGGUGCGACCAGUUUCUUAGAUGGCUCUCAAGUCUACGGUUCAGAUCCAGUUUUAGCCAAGAAGCUGCGCACCAUGAGUGGAGGGAGGCUGAAGGAGGAAAAAAGGCCGUACAACAAAAGAGGCUUCCCGCCUUCGGUGGAUAAGAAGAUGGAGGUCUGUGACUUGAGGAACUCUUCCGAGCCUUGUUACAUGGCUGGUGACGGCAGGAUUAACCAGACCCCAACGCUCGCCAUGAUGCACACGAUAUUGAUACGCGAACACAAUCGCAUCGCCGACAUUCUGGGCUCCCUGAACCCCAUGUGGAGCGACGAGAAGAUCUACCAGGAGGCCAGGAGGAUAGUCAUCGCUGAGCUCGAACAUAUCACUUAUCAGGAGUGGCUGCCGUUAAAUUUUGGUGAAAACUAUUUCCGCUACUACCGGAUAUCACCGUCCAGCCUGUACAGCCGCGACUACAGCGACGCCGUGCAUCCGGGGUGCAUUAACAGCUUCGGGGCGGCCGCCUUCCGGUUCCUGCACUCUAUGGUGCCGGAGUCGUUUAUGACGUGUCCGGCCAGCUAUCAGACUGGUUAUGCUUACAAGAUCAGCGACCACUUCCAAAACCCAGCCCUGCUAGAGAUCUCCUUCGACGACCUAAUGCGCGGAGCCCUAGCAUAUGCAUCCUCGGAGUCGGACCCCUACGUGACCGGGGAGCUGACCAACAAGCUGUUCAAGUCCUGUAACAGCUGGGGCAUGGACCUCAUCGCCAUGGACAUACAGAGGGGCCGGGAUCAUGGGCUGGCGAGCUAUAACGACUUCAGAGAGGUCUGCGGGUUAAGAAGAGCCAGGAACUUCCAAGAUUUUGCUGGAGAAAUGUCCCAAGACCGCAUCAAUGCCCUUGCUUCGUUAUACGAAUGCGUAGACGACGUAGACCUGUUCGUUGGAGGAAUAAUGGAGAAGGACGUCCAGGGUUCGAUUCUCGGGCACACCUUCCAGUGUAUUGUCGCCGAGCAGUUUUAUCGGACCCGGAUUGGCGACAGAUACUUUUAUGAUAACAGCGAACAGCCCUAUCCCUUUACGACUGAGCAAUUAUCAGAAAUAAAGAAAUCAUCCAUGGCGCGUCUGAUCUGCGACAACACGGAUCUAACGUACGUGCAGCGUUCACCGUUCGAAAUCGAGUCCAUUUACAAUCCGAAAUACAGCUGCCAGGACUAUUCGGCGAUCCCCUACGUCAAUUUGGCGGCGUGGAAAAGACCUAAUUGCUUUGACUGUGAUUGAUUAAACUACAAAAUGC